Amphiprion ocellaris (clown anemonefish) is the source of this 4610-nucleotide messenger RNA. It is a transcript of the gene furinb, whose product is annotated as furin (paired basic amino acid cleaving enzyme) b. Lineage: Eukaryota; Metazoa; Chordata; Actinopteri; Pomacentridae. Gene Ontology annotation, molecular function: serine-type endopeptidase activity. Bases 591 to 3113 code for a protein of 840 amino acids. Gene Ontology annotation, biological process: peptide hormone processing. The record is from RefSeq and is a predicted model, not a curated record. Gene Ontology annotation, cellular component: Golgi membrane; trans-Golgi network. The transcript has 16 exons.
UAGUGGCAGUUUGUUGUCAUCUCCAUCCAAUAGUGAAGCGUUAUAUUGUGUUGGCACGUAGCCACUUAUUUUCUCCCUUUUUUAAUCCGUGCAUUCAUUUUAUUUGUGUGAAUUAUUUGCCAGCGAACUCUAGGCAUAAAAGCAAACCACUUGACAUGACUGAAACCUUUAGGGAAAGCCGUUUAAGAAAUUACUGGGUGCGACGGGUGAAGUUAACUGGCAAAAUAUAACCAUGGUGGUGGCAAGUUGGUGGCGGAUGGCACACAGGACGGGAUAGUUGAAACACAGCACUUUUGGCAGAGGAUGGGUGAGUGCGGAUAGCAUUGAAACUCGUCUCCCGGACCAAGUAGAGGACGUACGGCGUCAGCUUAGAUGUAAAGUUGAAAGUCGAACCGCAGGAGAAAGGGGAGUCUCCGCCCGGAGCGAGAAGAGGAGGACGAGGAGGAGGCAUGACGUCUCGGUCCGUGCUGCUCUCUGACUUGCUAAGGCCACUGUUCUACUUUGCUGCUGUAAGGUAGAGCAGCCCCACUCUGCCUCUGAAGCUGUGACAGACGGACGGAUAGACUGCCCUGAGAAGAGUUCUCCUUUUAAUGGAUGCCAGGGUGGCCCUGCUGCUCUUACGGACAGGUCUUGUCCUGCUGACAGCUGAACUGAAGUGGAUUGAUGCCGCAGAGGUCUACACCAACACUUGGGCUGUCCACAUUAAUGGGGGACCAGGGGAGGCUGACCGCAUCGCCAGGGAACAUGGUUUCAUCAACCACGGAAAUGUUUUUGGAGAUUAUUAUCACUUCAGGCAUCAUGCCGUGGAGAAGAGGGCUUUGUCUGGCCACAAGGGGAUGCACAUCAGACUGCAAAAAGAACCACAGGUCCUGUGGGCGGAGCAGCAAGUGGUGAGAAACAGGAAGAAGCGGGAUGUCUAUGACGACCCCACAGACCCUGAUUUUCCCAAGCAGUGGUAUCUGUCUACCCCAACACAUCAAGAUCUGAAUACAAAAGCGGCUUGGGCUCAAGGCUACACAGGAAGAGGUGUUGUGGUGACCAUACUGGAUGAUGGCAUUGAGAAAGACCAUCCUGACCUCAUCAGCAAUUACGACCCAGAGGCCAGCUACGACGUUAAUGAUGGAGAUACUGACCCCCAGCCAAGAUACACGCAGCGAAAUGAGAACAGACAUGGAACUCGAUGUGCAGGAGAAGUUGCAGCUGCAGCCAACAACGACGUGUGCGGCGUCGGUGUGGCUUACAAUGCUAAAAUUGGAGGAGUUCGUAUGCUGGAUGGGGAGGUGACAGACGUGGUGGAGGCUCACUCUCUCAGCCUCAACCCUCAGCACAUCCACAUAUACAGUGCCAGCUGGGGCCCAGAAGAUGACGGCAAGUCGCUGGACGGCCCUGCCAAGCUGGCGAGGGAGGCUUUCCUCCAGGGAAUCACGAAGGGACGCAGCGGGCUGGGCUCCAUCUUUGUUUGGGCCUCGGGUAAUGGUGGCCGGGAGCAAGACAGCUGCAACUGUGAUGGCUACACCAACAGCAUUUACACCCUGUCCAUCAGCAGCACCACACAGUCCGGCAACGUGCCGUGGUACAGCGAGCCCUGCUCUUCCACCCUCGCUACCACCUUCAGCUCUGGAAACCCGGGGGAGAAGCAGAUAGUGACCACAGACUUGAGGCAAAAAUGCACAGACUCUCACACAGGGACGUCCGCUUCGGCCCCGCUGGCUGCUGGGAUAAUCGCUCUGGCUUUGGAGGCCAACAUGAACCUCACCUGGAGGGACAUGCAGCACCUGGUGGUGAGAACAUCGCAACCCGGACACCUCAGUGCCGGAGACUGGAAAACCAACGGAGUGGGACGCAGAGUGAGUCAUUCGUACGGCUAUGGGCUCCUGGAUGCAGGUGCUAUCGUGGGUUUGGCACAGAACUGGACGACAGUGGGGCCUCAGCACCAGUGUGUCAACACAAUGCUUACAGAACCAAGAGACAUUGGGAACAAGCUGGUGUUCAGCAAGAGCGUGGAUGCCUGCUGGGGACGACCGGAGUAUGUCAGCUCUCUGGAACACGUUCAGGCUCGCCUCACUCUCUCCCACAACCAGAGAGGAAAAUUGGCCAUUCAUCUCAUCAGCCCACUGGGCACACGUUCCACCCUGCUGUUCCCGAGGCCCAAUGACUACUCCUCGGAGGGGUUCAACGACUGGGCUUUUAUGACCACCCACUCGUGGGACGAAGAUCCUCAAGGAGAGUGGACGCUAGAAAUAGAAAACAUGGCAGCUAAUGGACGUGACUAUGGUGUGUUGAGCCAGUUCACCCUCAUCCUGUGGGGCACCGGACCCAGCGUCGUCAACCCGUCAUCACCCGACUUCCCACGGCCGUCCAACAACAGCUGCAAGACGUUUGACGCCCAGCAGAUUUGUAUCGAGUGCAGCCCCGGCUUCUCCCUCUUCCUGCAGGGUUGUGUUAAGUUGUGUCCUCCGGGCUUCACGUCGGGGCAGCAGCUCCUCAACCUCUCCCUGGAGAACUGGGUGGACUUAUCCUCCGUCCAGGCCUGCCUGCCCUGCAACCCCGCCUGCCUCACCUGCUCCGGCACCGGACCCACGGACUGCCUGUCCUGCCCGUCCCACAGCCACCUGGUCCUCACCUCCUGCCUGCACCAGAACCAGGUCCAGCGGAAGUCCCCUCUAUCAGGAGGCCUGCAGUUUGAUGGAGCUCAGCCGGAGGGGGAGAUCCCAGCGGCAGCAGACCACCACAGCGGAGAAACCGAAGAGCCUCCAGGUCUCGGCGUCGCUCCGUCCACUCAGCUGCCUGCCGUCGUAGCCGUUCUCAGCUGUGCCUUCAUCCUGGCUGCCUUCGUCGGGGUGUUCCUCUUGCUGCAGAUACGCUCAGGUGGCGCUGCUUUUGGCUGGAGGACCAAACUGCCCUCUGGGUAUUCAGACACAAGAGGGGUGCGGGUGGGCUUUGGGUUUGGCUUCCGCCAAGGACGGGAGAGGAAGGCACGGAUAUGCUAUAAGGGGAUCCCCACUGUGUGGGCGGACGAGGACAUGAUCGCCUAUGAGUCUGAAUCAGACAGCGAGGAAGUGUACGGUCACAGCGAGAGGACAGCUUUUAUCAAGACGCAGAGCUCCAUCUAGCUGAACCUGCAUCUGAUGUUGUGCUUUCUGACACCACAACAUCCUGGGAGACGUCAGCAUUCAGAUCAGACUGAUAGAUGAAAGAGAACCGCACAGGCUCAGACAAACACAAAACGCAGGCCUUACUGUCCCAUCAGCACGCCAUCCAAACGCAUUCAAGAGUCAAUCGUCCGUUUUUUCAUGUAUUUAUUUGCAUUUGUUAAUUUAUCUGAUCUUAUUGAUUAAUUCUGUCAUGUCAGAUGUAUUUAUUAUGCACUUGAUUCUUUGUCACCGAUUCAAGGUGUUAUGCAACUAUUUUACUUACUUUUACUUUAACAAUCAUAACUUUGAGAAUAUGUUGUCAAGUUCAUGAAGGAAGAAACCCAGAAGAUUAGUACUGCUCUCCUAUAAAGCUGAGAGAUUAUUUAAAAAAAGGAUGGUCACAAUCAAAACAGCAGAGACCAACAUUUUCAUGAGCUUUAGUCCCAAAAAUAGUGAGUCCUACAUUUUCCAAAACGCAACUCAACAGCCAGUGGUGAAUACAAAGGAACUUCAAACUCUAAAAACACUAAAAACUAGCCUGGGUCAGAAUUAACGGUAAUGCUAUCAAAAUCUUUGGGGUUUAUUUUUUCAACCCCAGACAUUCUACAUAUUUUUCCAGUUAACUGAACUUGAUGCGUGAAAUUAAUCGAGUGCCACUUUAAACCAUUAUUUUACCAAAUAUGCGUGUAACUUGUCCCAAAUGUGAACACUUGGCUAUCAGCAGGCAGAGUUCUAAUAAAUUGCUGUUGUUCUGUUCCAUCAGAUUCCCCACAGAUUGCCGGCGAGGGGUUGUGAAGUUGAGUGGCUGUUCAUUAAUAGUAAAAAAAAAUUUAAAUUGAACAUUUCCGCCGUAUUACGCCGUCCCAGUGUGCUGCAGAAGCAUCCUGCAGGCUGUUUGAUAAGCAGGGAGCUGUGGAGGAUGCUCUGUUUUCAAUCUCGCCUCAGUGGGAAUUGCAGCCGCAGCAUAGAUGUAUCAGAUACAUCACUCACAAAAGCUUACCGACUUGUAGUAGAGCAACACUCCUUUUUAAUGACAUUAAAAAAGCACUUAGCCCAAAGCUGCUUGGCUGACCUUUUGCAACAUUGUCCUACUCGGUUGCUGCUGGUGAGAAAUAGGAUCAUUUUCUCUUCAUUUUCUCUACCGAGCGUACUGUAUAUUGAUUUCGGGGCUUCUCUCAGAACAUCUUCAUCAAGGUGGAGCUCCCUCCCUUUCUGUUUGUGAGCACCAUACAUCAAGACCAAUACAUGCUUUAUUUUCCGGUGUGUAAAGGUGUAGAUGUGCUGCUACUUAAAAUCGAAUCAAAGCCUUUAGAUCUAAAGGCCCAGAAUGGUGAUUUCAAAAGAAAAAAAGAGGAGAUCUUGUAUUGCAUUUUCUAUGUUUGUUUUAUAUCCUUUUUUAAUUUAACAGAUAAUGGCUGUUAAUUUUGUGGAGAUCAGUUUCAUGCUGGAAUAAAAAAACACUUUGGCUGUUGCUUA